AUAUUGCUGGCGACAGUCUCAGCUCAGACGUGAUAUAGUAUGCUCGCUCGAUCUUGCCCGUUGCGGUUGAAUUGUGGGUUGCGUGUGGUGUUGCCAAACCAACUCUAGCUAAGCUGCAGCAAAUAACUAAAUAGUAACAACAAUUCAUGCAAUUAAAACUUAAAAUACAUUACAACAACAAAACGAACAAACGAACGUUAUAAAAUAUAAAAAAAAUAAUAUUAUCUGAUAUAAUAACGGUGUUUUAAAAAAAAAUUGACGAGUUUUCGAAAAAUAAAAUAAAAUAAAAAAAUAAAAACAAAAUCAACAACAGUGUUGUGUGCAGCUAUUCGUGCAUUAUCGCUUUUAACGUAACAAGUGAACAAAUAUUGCACAACGCCAGGCGGCCAAUUGCAGUUAUCGUCGAUCACAAGCGCAAUUAAAUAGCUCAUCUCGUGGAUUGCGAAGUGUAAGAUGAUUGCAAAUGUGUACAAAAUAAUGAAGUAAGAAAUAUAUAAAAAAUCGAAAAGUGUGAAAUAAAUGUAAACAAAUCAUUCGAAAGUCUUUUUCAGAAAAAAAGAUAAAAUAAUAAUUGCAUUUGCGAAAUAAAAUUGCGAAAAAAAGUUAUAAAAUUAAAUUAAAUAAAAAUUGAAAUAUUUAUAAUUAAACGAAACGAAAUUAAAAAUAAAAAUAAAUAAAUAAAAAAAAUAAUAAAAAAUAAAAAAAAAGUUAAUUAAAAAAAUUGUGUUUUUAUUGCAUAAUUAUUGUAAAAACUGAUGUUGAAUAUUUUCAAUUAAAAAAAAAACAAAAGUGCUUCAAAUAAUAUUUUUGUUCUAUGGAUUAACGACAGCGCUAGUUUUAUAAUAAUCAAUAAAUAUCUUUAGUUUAUAUUUGAAAUAUUCUGAAGCGCAAUUGUGUGUUGUUGUAAACAAAUAAGCGCAGAUAUACUGGUCUCCGUGCAAUUUCUGUGCAAAGUGAAACAUUUUUUUUGACAACAACAACAACAAUAUUAUAAUAACAUACAUACACAAGUGCUAGUGUCAGUUUGUUGACUUGUAUGCAGGUGUUUGCGUGUGUGUGUUUACCGAACUAAUUACUAAAAGCCACUAAAGCGUUCAAGUAGAGAAGGCGUUACUUGGCGCUUCGAGCAAAACAAAGUGAAACGAGGAGACGAGGAGAAAGACGCAGCAUAAUCAGCUUACAAGAGCGCCCGACGACAUUUGGCCACACGAGCAAUAACGACCCACUACAAAGCGGCAAUUGAACGCUGUCAAAAUGACCAAUAAGUUGUAAUGAUGACAUGACAAGGUGCACCAUUGCUAACAGAGACCAAAAAACUAAAAAAAAGUCAAAUUGACUGCAGUUAAAUAAGGAAAAAAUUCAGAAAACAAAGCAGUCGACACUGUAAUGACCCGACUUGCAUACGAAUAUGCGCCGAUGAGAUGAGUGAGAGUGAAGUGUAAUUGAGCGCAGCAAUAGAUGAAUAGACAGUUGCCGGUGAUUACGCAUAAACGAGUGGCGACAAAAACACGAGUGGGCUACUAAGAAGUGCGCGCGAAAACGACUGCAGAUUAGAAAAAAGUAGGAAACGGAUGCGCUGGCCCCAAAAGCACGCAACUGAAAGGGUAAACGAACGACAAACACAAAACAAAAUAACAAAUAAACGAAAACAAAAACGACAAAAAAACCAGAGGCAAAAACUCAGCCGCACAAUCUUGCCAGUAACCAGUACCUAGUACCUAGAUAGCUACACUUUCGCGUGCGUCGACCGGGCGAAAUUCGCAUUUAGUACCUUCCGCCCAAUCAACCGAACGAGUUGGCAGAUUGCGUGCCACCCAGCCAUUUCGCGCAAGCGCUGCUAUUGAGCCAGCAACAAGCGGUAAUUACGACGACUACACGCGCUCGGUGCGAAAGUGGCGAUUUUGUGUUGUGUUUGUGCGCAUGCGCAGUGUCAAAUAAAUCGCAACACUAAAACGAAAAUACGCGCAAAAGUGGCAGCAACAGCAACAAUUACAACAAAAACAUCAAUAAGAAAACAAUCAAAUUUAUAAUGGCUGUGCAGAAUCAGAACUUGCCACCAAAAUCACCGUAUUCAGCCACAAAAACAGCAAGCGCAACAACAAAAACAACAAAUUCGAACGCCACACAACCGUUGGCGAAAACACGCACGAAAUUCGGUCAAGCCGCAACAGCAGCAGCAACAACAACUGGAGCCACCAACGAAUUGGGUUAUAAUACACAAAUAACGGGUGGUGCGGGCGGCGCUGCUUCUACGAUGAUGCCAUCGCCAGCGGGAGCAACGACGCCGGCGGCAGUCCCGAAUGGUGGUCCGCGCGUGUCAUUCAAUCGGGAUGUGCAUGUUAAACGAAUCGGAAAACAUCCAAACGAAUUAACGAAUUACGAAACAACUAAUUUGCAACCACCACAAAAGACCGUACCAUCAUAUCACCAACUGCCCGCCGACCUCUCCGCAGAGAGCAUACGCAAAGAAGCCGCUUUGGUACUAGCACAAGCCGAGCGUCACAAGAGCAAAGCCGAGAACGGCGAUAAUAUACCCACAUUUAAGGUACGCACCAAACGUAGCGGUGAACCGAACCCAAAGAAGUUCCAUUCAUUGCCCACACGCAAAAAGAAGUCGCCCGCCAAACCGGUUUCGCGCAGUGUAAGUGACGCAGCCGCCAAGAAGAAUACAAAGCGCCCAUCGAUUUUCAAUAUCUUUAGUCGACGUAGCGACACGAACGUGAAUCAGGUGGACCGCGAUCCACGUUUUGAAGACAGCGGCGGUCGACGUUUAGUACGCAGCAAAAGUGAUGUUGGCUCAUAUAACAAGGAAGAGCGUAAAUACAAGAAAUCUUUAAAGGAACCAAAAGCGACUGCUACUCCCGGUGGACUGCAAACACUAAAUAGUUCAAGCAAGCAACAGUUGAUCAAUACACCACUGAGUCCUAUAAUUGAGAACGCACAAAAGGAGGAUUAUUUUGCAGAGCAAUUCAAUAGGGAGCGACGCAAAUCGGAGGCGAUAACCGAGCGUGAAAAGCAUGAGAGUGGUCUGAGUGAGCUGCUCGAACGCAGUCGCUUACAAGCUGAAGAGGACGGUAAUAUUUUAGGCAAAGGCCAUAUUUCACACGCGAUACGUGAUAAAAUAAUCAGCCUCCAGUCGAAAUCACAAGAGAAUAUGCAUAGCUCACAGUUACCGGCACAGAAGUUGCCGCUUACCAAAGGUGUCACCGUGAAUGGCCUAGCGAAGCGUUUGUCUAUGGAACGCUUCUCGCCACCGCCGCCGCUAUCCGGUCCAGCCUUCUCAUAUAUACGCCCCAACGAAGGUAUCAUGUAUGCGCAGUUGGAACACAAUGACGAUGAAAAUCGCUAUCGUCGCGAGUACAUACACUCACCCAACAGGGAGUUACGUACACCCUUACGUGAAUACCGUUCACCAGCACGCGAUAUACGUGAGAUGCGCUCACCGGAACGUGAGCUACCACCAUCUACAAUGACACUGGGCCGCCAGUCAGUCGAUCGCACUGACUUCACUACUAGUCAAAACAACAUAAAGAACGCCUACAACUACAAUACGCACAAUGGACGUAUCGGAAACGGUAACGGCAGUCGCGUUAUUAUUGAGCAAUCGACAACGCGUGGUUCACCAGGGACAUAUGGUUCGCCUAACGGCCAAGUAGGUCCUACUACCAUACGCAUCACAAACUCGCACUCGCCAUCGCCGUGGCAGCAACUCAGUCCACGUAAUUUGAGCGAUGAGGACGAGGGUUUGGGUGUUGAAACACGUAAGUACUACGAAGAUGAGUCACCAGCGUUGACACAAUCACGCAGCAGCAAGUCUCCCGCUGAGCCGCCAAUUGUACCAGUCAUACGUAGCAUUACGCCAACAAUCGAAAACGGCUAUGACACGCGUGGCUAUCAAUCGCCAACUCGAGAUGAGCCGAUGAAUGACAUUGGUUACAGACGUGCACGUCUUGAGUCGCGCAUACUAACACGACGUUUCGGUGAGCCGACGACAUUGGAACGCAACGGUUACCACCGUGAAGUGGAAAACUCACCGGAACGUUUCGAACGCAAUGGAUAUCAACGUGAAGCGGGCGCAUCACCCGAACGUAAUAGGGAAGUACGCGAGCAGUCCGCAUAUCAGCGCUACCUCAGUCCCGAACGCGAGCGAGAGUCAUAUGAACCGCGCUUUCAUAAAAUGGAAACGUCCGAAAUACUAAAUAAAUAUUCACCAGAACGCUCACAUCUGGAUAUUAUUGCACCAACAACCGUGCCAAUUACAACACCAAUGAUGGAGAAAACGUCGCGGUAUAAGCACACGAAAUACUAUGACGACGGACGUGGCGGGGUAAAGGAAGUAUAUGAACGGGAGACGCACUUGGACGCUGACGGUAAACCACAUGUGCGCGAGACACGACAUCGCGAACGCAUGGACGGCUCCUUGGAACGUCAGCAACUGCAGGACUAUGAGCCGAAAAGCUUAGACUCACAACUAACGAGCACGGAUCAAUAUCGCUCCUCACCUGAGAAUAUGAAACGUUAUGAAAUGAGCACAGCACACACACAGGAUUGGCAUGGCAGCAGUUUGAAGCGCGACAAGCUACAACAGCGUAGCUUCGACAAGGGUGACUCCGGUAUUGAGAAUGACUUUCGCAAGGAAUCCUUCAAUGGCGAGCUCACAUCCAGAUGGCGCAAACGCACCAUUGCCGACGACAUAAAAGCAUGCGAGGCGUUCCUGCGCAAGGAGCGUCGCCACAUCGAACAGCUGCAUGUGGCGCGACGCAGAGAUAGUUACGUCUACCGUGAACGCUCCAUCGACGAUGGCUCACAUUACGACCCACACUUAGACAAGUACCCUGCGGCAACGAGCACGCUGCGACGCAAGGAUCAGCAGUCACAGACGGCCGGCACUGAAACGCUGAAGCGCAACAAAAAGCUCGGCGGUUUCGAGAAGGUGAAACAGCUCUUCACCGGCGGCAGUGGCGGCGGUGGCGGUAGCGGCAGCGGUAGCGAGGGUGGCAAGUCGGGCAAAAAGGAUGGCGACCGGCAAGCGCGUGGCAACAGCAGCACCGCCACCAGCAGCAGCGUGCAGACCACAAGAACGGGCACAGCCAAAGACAAAGACAGCAGCGGCGGUGAGAAGGAACGCGAACGUUACAUGGUGAAGGAGGCGGAGAUGCGUUCGCGUUACAGUGAGCAUCGCGGAAGUGGUGGCGCCACAGCGUUAGCAGCAAUGCUGCACGAAGACGCGUUGCGCGAACCAAAGGCCACCGAUAUCUCGAUGCGUCGACGUUUGUCUACACCCAAAGCUAGUCCAUUGCUGCUUAAGCGUACCUCAUCCGACAAGCCGAAGAAGGAGUCACCACUGGCAAAGCCCGAAAAGGUCAGCUGGUUCAAGUCACUGGAUAGGCGUGCGAAGAGCAAAUCAAAAGAAAAGCUUGAUGUUUCGGUUAACGGCCAGAGCGAGUCCUCAACAAUGAAACGUACUAAAAACUCGGCACGCACUACCACAGCGCCACCACCGAUACCACCCAAAAAUUUGCGUUUCUUUGGCGAUACGGAUAUAGACUCGAAUCCGCCGACUAUAACCAAAGCCAAUACUACACUCAAACAACGCCCCUCAAUAGCAUCCACAUUGAAUCGUUCGCAAAAAUACUCACAGAGCGCUUAUCACUUGGACCGCCUCAAUGCGAAUCCGACACAAAGCGACUACCGCCGCAACCUCUCUGCCGCCACACAAACCACGAGCGGUGUUGGCGGUUCGCGCCACAAAAGCUCUUCGAUGCAUAACUUGGAGAAUGGUGGUGAGGUGGGUGGCGAUGAAGUCGAUUUUCGCAAACGUCGACACUACUCGCGCUCACGUGAUCUGGAUGACAUAUCUGAGAGUGGCUCCGAAACCGAAGAUCAACACAAACGUCCAAACGGUGGCGUAGGUGGUGCGCGCACCUUAUCACGUGAGCGCUUGGAUCGUUCGCAUCGGUAUGAUGAUCACACUUAUCGACGUAGCAACGAUCGCCACGGCACGCCGUCGGCAAUGUCCACUUCAACGCCGAAUGGCAUUGAUGCGGGUGGCAAUGAUAGAGAAGUCAGACGAACUCAUCAUCACCACUUGAUGGGACCACCAAAACCGGCACGUAGUGCUGAACGCCGUGGCACAUCUGCUUACUCGAGAGAACGUGAUCGCUUUCCGGCCGAGAGUUCAGGUACUGAAGGCGAGUCCAGUUUACACAGUCAGCGCAGCGUUGUCUAUUUGCAUGCCACAACAGUCGGUGCCAUACCACAGCCAUAUCACUUGAGACGUCGUUCGAUAUCACGUGACGAUCUGCGCUCGAACAAGAGCAAACCUCAGCCGUUACAGCCGAUGACGCGCACCGUCUCACGCUCGGUGUCGAUGUUGGCGCCAUGGAAACCGAAGCUCAUUAGCGAGGGUUACGAAAUCAAUUACUCGCAAGAGCAAAAUAAACGAAUGGCAACAAUGCCCCGAAAGCCACACAUGAGCAGCACGAGCACGCUCACACGUACCAGUAAAAAAUCAGAGACGCCCACUACGCGCACACUACGGCGACACGAUCAUCUCAAGGACGAUCAGUCUUCAUUGCGACACUCAUCCACCACAAGCGCCUCGAAGUCGGCGCUUUCGUCAAACAUACGCAGCGGCGAUGGACGACGAAAGCUCAAAUAAAGCACAUCAAUGUGCGGCGUAGUUGAGGAGCGACUCACAUGUGUCGCUUGGUGAAGAGCGAUAGUACGAGCGCGAGGGCGUAUUAUUAACCAAACUAGAAUUAUUUAACUGCAGGAAAUAUUUUAGCUUUGAGUUGAAAUGUUGCGAAACGUUCAAUUGAAAUAAUCCACGCACACACACACACACACACACAUAAUGAAAUGUUCUUGCAAUGUAAGAGAGAGCGCUUAAAAGCUUUCCGUUGUGUGCCGUACGUAGCAAUUGGUGCUCUUCGUUUAACAAAAGCGCGCAUGUCAAAGAGCUUAAGCGAGAAGCGCGCAUAAUUCUAAUAUUUUUAGUUGUUUUAAGUGACUUCUUCUUCUAAAAACCCUAAUCAUCAUUAUGCUUAACAAUGAAAGCUUAUUACAUAGCUUUUAAGCACAAAUAUGUAAAUGAGUGCGCACACAAGUUAAUCUAUGCAAUAUAUACGAUACAGUGGCCAAUAAAUCACACACACAUACAUACAUGCAUACAGAUAGACGAGUAAUUGCAGAGUUGCAUAUUAUAAA
This is a messenger RNA of Zeugodacus cucurbitae (melon fly), 7209 nucleotides long. RefSeq lists its product as uncharacterized. NCBI's taxonomy places the organism in Eukaryota, Metazoa, Arthropoda, Insecta, Diptera, Tephritidae. Bases 2030 to 6661 code for a protein of 1543 amino acids. The record is from RefSeq and is a predicted model, not a curated record. The transcript has 10 exons.